Messenger RNA from Macadamia integrifolia, 1673 nucleotides. Its product is annotated as zinc transporter 5. Lineage: Eukaryota; Viridiplantae; Streptophyta; Magnoliopsida; Proteales; Proteaceae. The transcript has 12 exons. The coding region runs from base 115 to 1191 and encodes 358 amino acids. The record is from RefSeq and is a predicted model, not a curated record.
GACUUCAAUUACAAGAAAGAAGCAGCGAAAUUGAAUUUCUUACGCCUUCGAAAUUCUCUCUGAACACGAAAAUCUAUCACUGGUAAGGCUGAGUUCAAUAGAGGAAUUCCAAAGAUGAUGUCUCCAAAGCAGGUUUCUGAAGAUCGAGGAGGUUCUCGUUCUGCUUCAUUGAGGCACACUCCAUUGCAGAUUAUCCAUUUUAUGGGCAACUUUAUGAGGAUAUGGUCAGUUUACUCAAUGCACCAUUAUUUGUCUCAGCAAGGAGCUUCAGUUGUAGUUUUUAUCUUCAGUUGUCUGGUGCCAUCUUCUAUUCUGUUUUUAGUAUUGCAAAGGCCUUGGAAAGGCAGACCACUCUCCAAUACACAGGUUAUACCAUCUGUAAUCAAUGGAGGAAUAAUGGCAUUAUACUUCAUCUUGUGGGGAAAGGGCCUCAAAUCAUGUGGCCCCGUUAGAGCUAUAAUGGCGGAGUAUGCUGGCGCUGUUCUAGGAGUUUUAUCCACAUUACUGUAUGGACGGAGGGGUUUCAUUUGGAAAAAGGUGGGUGGACUAAUUGCGAUGGUGGCAUCAUUCUACCUCCUAUCUCGAGGAUGGGCUUUGAACACAUACUCACCAAUCUCAUUUAAAAAUAGUGCUGAUACAGAGAUUGAGGCAGAGAAAUUGAUAGGCAUGAAACAAAUGGCAAUUCCUAUCACUGCUGGAAUAUUAUCAGCUUUGAGGAGGGUGAUUGCAAGGCGUGUGUCACUCAAGAAUCAGCUUAAAAGGCGACUUCAUGCAAUAACUAUCACUUCUGCAACAUGCUUUUUGUUUCCUUUCGCCAUGUGGGACACUAUAUUAGGAUCACCUUCUGAGAGCAACACAGAGUCACCGUUUCCAACAUGGGCAUAUCUGAGCACAAUAAUUUUUGGAAUUAUCUUAAUUUUCUAUAUCGACAAUAUUGCUGAGGAAAGAUUGCAUAUGGUUUUUUCUUCGCCAAGGCAUUUGGCGGCAGCUGCUGGAUGCAUCAUUGUUAUGGAGAUUGUGUACAAGAUGGACUUUUGUCUACCAGGUUUCCUGGUUUGCUCCACAAUUUUAGGCUUUGGUAUUUAUGAAGCCACAUCUUUGGAGCGGUUUAGAAAAGAUUCUUUUCAACCAACAGACCUAUCAGAUGGAAACUUUGCAGACCAAAUGCAGAUGUUGCCACUUCCAACUUAACUUUAUAUCUGAUUGGAGGGCAAAAAUCCAUGUAGGAGACCCAUUUAGAUCGUGAUGAAUUGACCUUUAGCUGCCAGGUUCACCCAGCAUGCAUUGCUCUUGUUAUUUUCCAAUGUUAGUGUGGUUUGAGGAGCAGAAUACCGGAGUCUUAUCAACCGCAACUCCGUCUCAAGUUAUAUAACAACUGGGAGUGAGGCCAAUAUUUGCCUCUUAAGGAAGGAUAGCAUUGAUUCUGAUUCAUUUUUGUCAUCCUUUUUCUAUUUUUCCACAUUUACAAAGAGCUAUUGUUCUCAUUGUAUGUACAGUAAGUUACCCUCUGAUCCAUCUUCGAUGCAUCUUGGAAUGGUCAUCAUUCCCUUGAGAUGUGAGAUUUUUUUUUUUUUUUGUUCAAAAUUAAAUUUCCAUUAAUCUUAUAUGCUCCUGAAUAAGGAAUUGUAACUAGUGCAAGUCAUUCAAGUCAUUGAAAACCAUAUUUUCAGUAA